Molecule: messenger RNA, 3334 nt
Organism: Pan troglodytes (chimpanzee)
Lineage: Eukaryota; Metazoa; Chordata; Mammalia; Primates; Hominidae
Product: PRAME family member
Exons: 4
Coding region: 1577-3001 (474 amino acids)
Biological process (GO): negative regulation of cell differentiation; negative regulation of apoptotic process; negative regulation of DNA-templated transcription
Cellular component (GO): cytoplasm
Source: RefSeq, a predicted model, not a curated record
AAAUAUUCCAUGAUGGAGAACAUCCUUCAAAGUACUGCAGUUUUGGAAGCCAGUGGCAUCUCCGAGCUGUUUGGGUUUCAUAUGGAAUGGGAGAGAAAGGCCUGGAGGACUUUCUGGAGGCGGGGGACGUUCUUGCUACUUUGUGCCCUAAAAUAGCAGAAGAAUGACUGUGUGAUCCUGCUUAGGAUGGGAGCCAUCCCUGAACUUAGCAGAUCUUUUAACAUGAAAUAGAGCUUCCAGGUUUUGUUGGGGAAAUGUAUUGUACAUUUGCACACAAUACAACCAGAUGUGUGCACCGUUCUUAAAGACAGGAAGGCUGAGUUUCUCUCUCUUCCUUCCUUCCUUCCUUCCUUCCUUCCUUCCUUCCUUUCUUUCUUUUCUUUUCUUUUCUUUCUUUCUUUCUUUCUUUCUUUCUUUCUUUCUUUCUUUCUUUCUUUCUUUCCUUCCCUCCCUCCCUCCCUCCCUCCCUCCCUUCCUUCCUCCCUCCCUCACUUCCUUCCUUCCUUCCUUCCUCCCUUCCUUCCUUCCUUCCUUCCUCUGGCAUCUGCCCCAGCUCACAUUCUCAGAUUCCAUCUUCCCAGGCUGAUUUUCUGAGGCGAGCCCAUCAUUUUUGGGAGUAAACACGCUUUCCCUUGUAGUAGAGGCCAAGACUGUAUCUGCCUCCUCUGCCCUCAAAGACAAUGUCGUGUUUGAAGAGUCUGCACUGUCUCUUUUGUAAUUAUUCCCUUUUUAAUUUUUAAACUCAAUCUAGACAGAGUCUUUCAAUCCUUCUGUGGAGAUGCCCACAAAAUACCCACCAUGUUUUAUGCUGCCUUGGUUCCUUUCCAGGAUUCUAUUAGAACACCCGGUCCCAUCCUGCCCAGCCCCCACCUCACUUUGUCAUUCUGUCCUGAUUUCCUGCAGUGAAGCCUUGACCUUAGUCUUGUGAUCAAUCACACCCUCCGUGGUUCCCUUUUCAACAUGAACCCACAUAUGACCUGCCCUGUUAUAAAACAUAAAACCCAGGUGACCAUUGGAUAAAGGAGCUUUUUAAUCCAUUUUCUUAGGGUGGACAUCACUGUCUUUUUAAAGCUGUUUUAACUGUCUUAACGAAAUGUGUUGAUAAUUUCGAUGUGGCCACAGAUUUUUCCAUAAAGAUAUCAUCAGGUUUUGUUUUUUCUUUCUAAUGCCAGGAACAGAUUAAACCUUCCAUGUCACUAUGAAGGUCACAUAUUAGUCAAACUUCAUCAGUGUUUGGGGAAUAAAUGAAUUAAUGAGUUUUGGACUUUCACCCUGUAAUUUAUUCUUUCACUUUCAUAAAUGCACAUCUAAUUUAAUCAAUGAAUCAGAAGAAAGUGUAAAACUCAAUCAGGAUUAACUAGGUGGAACUUCGGAAUCUAAUCAGGCAUCACUUUCUGAUUGGAAGCUGGUGAUUGAGAAGGGGAGGGUGUGGUUAGAAACAUCAAUAAAAGCUCCUGAGUUUGCACAGGAGAGACCCAAAGCCCUGGUGCCUGGAACUACUGCUUGAUUCUCUGAGAGAUCCCAGCACCCUGCAAACUGAGUCCAGAUCUGAGUUUUCCCUUGCAGAUUCAUCAAGAUGAGCAUCAGGGCCCCACCCAGACUCCUGGAGCUGGCAAGGCAGAGGCUGCUGAGGGACCAGGCCUUGGCCAUCUCCACCGUGGAGGAGCUGCCCAGGGAGCUCUUCCCCACACUGUUCAUGGAAGCCUUCAGCAGGAGACGCUGUGAAACCCUGAAAACGAUGGUGCAGGCCUGGCCUUUCACCUGCCUCCCUCUAGGGUCCCUGAUGAAGUCGCCUCAUCUGGAGUCGUUAAAAUCUGUGCUGGAAGGGGUUGAUGUGCUGCUGACCCAAGAGGUUCGCCCCAGGCAGUCAAAACUUCAAGUGCUGGACUUGAGGAAUGUGGAUGAGAACUUCUGCGACAUAUUGUCUGGAGCUGCUGCAUCCUUCCCGGAGGCUCCGAGUCAGAAGCAAACAGCAGAUAACUGUCCAGGGACAGGCGGGCAGCAGCCAUUCAUGGUGUUCAUAGACCUUUGUCUCAAGAACAGGACACUGGAUGAAUGCCUCACCCACCUCUUAGAGUGGGGCAAGCAGAGAAAAGGCUUACUGCAUGUGUGUUGCAAGGAGCUGCAGGUUUUUGGAAUGCCCAUCCACAGUAUCAUAGAGGUCCUGAACAUGGUGGAGCUUGACUGUAUCCAGGAGGUGGAAGUGUGCUGCCCCUGGGAGCUGUCCAUUCUUGUCAAGUUUGCCCCUUACCUGGGCCAGAUGAGGAAUCUCCGCAAACUUGUUCUCUUCAACAUCCAUGCAUCUGCCCGCAUUCCCCCAGACAACAAGGGGCAGUUCAUUGCCCGAUUCACCUCUCAGUUCCACAAGCUGGACUAUUUCCAGAAUCUGUUUAUGCACUCUGUCUCUUUCCUCGAAGGCCAUCUGGACCAGCUGCUCAGGUGUCUCCAGGCCCCCUUGGAGAUGGUCGUUAUGACCGACUGCCUGCUGUCAGAGUCAGACUUGAAGCAUCUCUCUUGGUGCCCGAGCAUCCGUCAAUUAAAGGAGCUGGACCUGAGGGGUGUCACACUGACCCAUUUCAGCCCUGAGCCCCUCACAGGUCUGCUGGAGCAAGUUGUGGCCACCCUGCAGACCCUGGACUUAGAGGACUGUGGUAUCGUGGAUUCCCAACUCAGCGCCAUCCUGCCUGUCCUGAGCCGCUGCUCCCAGCUCAGCACCUUCAGCUUCUGUGGGAACCUCAUCUCCAUGGCUGCCCUUGAGAACCUGCUGCGCCACACCAUCGGGCUGAGCAAGCUAAGCCUGGAGCUGUAUCCUGCCCCUCUGGAGAGUUAUAACACCCAGGGUGCUCUCUGCUGGGGGAGAUUUGCUGAACUUGGGGCUGAGCUGAUGAAGACACUGAGGGACUUAAGGCAGCCCAAGAUCAUUGUGUUCUGCACCGUCCCCUGCCCUCGCUGUGGCAUCAGGGCCUCCUAUGACCUGGAGCCCAGUCACUGCCUCUGUUGAAUGCCUGCCAUCAGGGUGGAUAUAUUUCAAGCUUUCUUCUGGUCAUUUUGCAGCUGAAACCUAGGCCAUGAGUGCACGUUAAAGGGAGCACAGACCCAUCGUUUCAAAUGCCUCCUCAGUGUGAAUGGGAAAGGAAUGAGGAUGCAGGAGGGGCAGGACUGGGGGAAAAGUUGACUUGGAGUGGAUGGGCUCUUUAGAGACCUGUGUCCCAGAGAAUCAGAAAUGGCAAUCUGAAUUGCUAGAGUGAGAAUCGGGGAGGAGAGACACAUGAGAGGGUUACCCCUGCACAGAUGGUUGUAAAGUAACAGUCAGAAAUAAAGGGAAACUGAGUGG